This is a messenger RNA of Serpula lacrymans var. lacrymans S7.9, 552 nucleotides long. RefSeq lists its product as uncharacterized. Bases 1 to 552 code for a protein of 183 amino acids. NCBI's taxonomy places the organism in Eukaryota, Fungi, Basidiomycota, Agaricomycetes, Boletales, Serpulaceae. The transcript is spliced from 4 exons. Gene Ontology annotation, cellular component: ESCRT I complex. The record is from RefSeq and is a predicted model, not a curated record. Gene Ontology annotation, biological process: ubiquitin-dependent protein catabolic process via the multivesicular body sorting pathway; protein targeting to vacuole; protein targeting to membrane.
AUGGCUUCAACAUCUUUAAUGACAGACUUUCCCGAGCUGGCACAUUUAUCACGAGAAGAUCUUGAAGAUCUUUUGAACGAUCCGCAAUACUUUCAGUGCAUAUUCCAAUCCCUCGACAAAGUAAAGGCGUUGUACCAGGCCCAAGCAGAACUGGGGAUGGCGAAUGAGUCGAUUGCUAACAAUAACCUGUGUCUCCAAGAACGACUCUACCAGCUCAGAAGCGAAACGAAGGAUGCUUUUGAUGAUGCAAAAUCGCUGGAAGCUAGGUGGAAAGAGCUAGAGCGCGAGCAGAAAGAAGUAUAUCAGCGGUUCAACCCUCAAUUUCUUUUAUUACGCUUAAGACACGCCACGACAGCACAGGACGACGAGUCCGAAGUGUUGGCCUCCUCAUUCGUGUCGUCGUUCUCUGAUGCCUCACCAUCAACGAAUUCCAGCGGUAAAGACAUUGAUCAAUUUGUGAAGGAAUUCAAAGAACUGCGGAAACUCUACCAUAAACGUGAAAUGUGGAGUGAGCGCUGGACUUCUGGCCAAGUCCAUUGGAGAGAUGACUAG